CUUUCUCUGUUGCAAAAGAUUACGGCUGAAGGAUGACGAAAUCUUCAGGAGCUGAUGGGAUUAGUAGAGGUGCAAUUGGAAUUGUUCCCGAGGAUCUCACUGAGGAGAACUAUGACGCAUGGAAAGGAUGCUUGAAACAUUAUUUGGUCGGGCAUGGCCUUUGGGGUGUUGUUUCUGGUAAGGAGCAGGAUCCUAUAAAAGAUGAGAGUCAAGAUUACGGAGAAGAUAAGAAACAGGAACACGAGGAAUGGCAGAAGAAGAAUGCAUUGGCCUUACAUGCCAUCCAACUUUCAUGCGGACCACGCACAUAUGUUAAAUUAAAAACUCACAAUUUUGCCCAAGUUGCAUGGAAGCAGUUGGAUGAAAAACUAAAGCCCGACAAUCUUGAAGUUGAUAAUGAAGGACCGAAAGAGCACCUUCAUUAUGAGCAAUUGUACAAAGCAAUCGCGAUAGGUUAUUUUCGUCGCACAAAACAUCUACUUGAUCAAGAUCCACUCGCUGUUAGGGCAAUAGUUUCAUCACAUAAAGAAACUGCACUUCACAUUGCUAUUCAGCAUGGACGCAUGAAGAUUGCAAAGGAGUUAUUGCAGAGAAUGGCACCAGAAGACUUGGAAGUUGUUAAUGAAUAUGGAUCCACAGCUCUUACUCUUGCUGCAAUCAGUGGUGUAACAAAGCUGGCAAGGACAAUUGUGGAAAAAAAUAAUAGGCUGCUUGUUAUGAAAAAUGACCUUGACAAUGGGCAGCUUCCUGUCAUUGUGGCUGCUUUGUUUGAUCAAAAGCAUAUGGUUAAUUAUCUAUACAGCGUAACACCAAAGGAGCAUCUAAGUCCAGAUAGGGGUGAAAAUGGAGCUACAUUGCUUAAUUCGCUAAUUACAGCAGAAGUAUAUGAUGUUGCUUCAAUGCUGCUUCGACAGUAUCCAAAACUUGGCGUCACCCCUGAUCAUAAUGGUGACUACACUCUCAGGUUACUGGCUCACAAGCCAUCUGCAUUUCCUAGUGGAACCAAACUUUCUUUCUGGAAAAAUUGGAUCUAUUCAUGUGUAAUGGUACAUUCUCCAUCGGGGAGUCCAACAGAUUCUCAUGAAGAUGAGGUAACAAAAACUCAAAGAGCAAGCAUGACUGAAGGCCACAACAUUGACAUUCAUGAUCCUAGUGAUGAUGAGAUGACUAAGACAGGGAAUCAAGGCCUUACUAGCUCUGUGCUGAAGAUUUUGCAUGGACUUAAUUGGAGCAUAGUAGGAUGCCUCGGAAUGAAGCAAAUACAUGAAAAGAAAAGGAUUCAUAGAGAUGCCCUUGAAAUCCUAGUCUGCAUUGUUAAGGAACUCCGGACAAUGAGCAACAUAGAACUUGAAAGGAUGCAGAUUGAUAAAAUUUUAUACGACGCCAUUCAGCAUGGAAUCGUUGAGUUUGUUGAGGAAAUUUUAAUAUGGUUUCCUGCACUCAUCUAUAGCAGAGACAAAACAGGCAGAACAGUAUUUUCACAUGCAAUUUUGCUUUGCCAAGAGACAAUUUAUAGCCUUAUAUAUGCCUUGGGAGAGCGAACGAGCAUUCUAGCCCGCAGGCAAGACUCUUUCGGAAACAAUUUCUUACAUUUAGCAGCCAGGCUGUCUCCACCAUCUCAACUUGACAGGGUUUCUGGAGCAGCUCUUCAAAUGCAAAUGGAACUACAAUGGUUUCAGGUCGCAAUUCAAUUCAUUGAAGUUGAGAGUAUUCUAGCACCAAGGAUGAAGAAAGAAUUGAAUUCUAGUGAUAAAACACCUUCUGCCCUCUUCUCUGACGAGCACAAGGCAUUGGCUAAGGAGGGAGAGAAAUGGAUGAAAAAUAUUGCAGGAUCAAGUAUGAUUGUGGGAACUCUCAUCGCUGCAGCCAUGUUUACAACGGCUUUCACAGUUCCAGGUGGUAAUGAUGGUAAAACAGGGCUCCCUGUCAUGAUAGGUACUCAACAAAAAGCAUUCUUGUUUCUUAUGGCAUCAAAUGCAGUGUCAAUGUUCACUUCUACAACAUCGAUUCUGAUGUUCUUGGGGAUUCUUACUGCACGUUAUGCAGAAAAAGAAUUUCUCAAGUCCUUACCUACAAAGUUAAUAUUUGGAAUCACAUUUUUGUUCGUCUCGAUAGUCUUCAUGAUGGCAUCAUUUGGUACUGCUAUAUAUCUGACGCUGAUCGAACAAGUAGCUUGGAUUUCCUACCCAAUCAUUGUUUUCUGUGUUAUUCCAAUAGCCCUUUACUCAUUGCUGCAAUUCCCUCUUCUGGUUGAGAUGAUCAGUCGCACUUACGGACAUGGCAUGUUCGAUAAACGCAAAAAGAAACUCGAGUUUUGAUACCUGAAUUAGUACCAGCAUCUCUCCAUUCUGCUGCUUAUCGUGACAUUCUGUAUUUCACUCGCAUUGGAUUGCUUUGAAGUUGUUUUCCAAAUAAUCCUUCAGUGUGAUGUUUUGAAUAGAUUUUGUUGGAAACAUCCAUUUGUUUUGUCUCCAGCUUGUACUGGAAUUCUUCGGAUUCCUGUGAUUCUGAGGAUUCCUGGAGCUAUCAAUAAAUCAUACCUAUGGAUUGCUUUUGA
This is a messenger RNA of Coffea arabica (coffee), 2557 nucleotides long. RefSeq lists its product as uncharacterized. Lineage: Eukaryota; Viridiplantae; Streptophyta; Magnoliopsida; Gentianales; Rubiaceae. Gene Ontology annotation, molecular function: protein binding. The record is from RefSeq and is a predicted model, not a curated record. Gene Ontology annotation, cellular component: membrane.